AUGAAUCUCCUUCCAUUCUGUGGAGGCUCCCCAUUCGUGUCCGAUGGAUUUCCCCGAGAACAUUGCAUUGCUCGGCACCAGCAACUUUAUCGCUCCGGACAACACCUCUUGCACGAGUUUAACGCUGGAAAUAGUCACCAUAGGAGCGGUGUUACACAGCUUUUUCACAAAGGUCACUCUCGGAAACCUUACGGGCGGAGGCAAGGAGAACCAACAACACACACCAAUACAGAGCGCGGAAGGGAACUCGGCCCUCCAGGGCAUCACGGUGGCAGCUCAAGCCUUGCUAUCUUCCUCAUCUCUAGUUUAGGGAAUUCUGCGGUGGUGAUUGUCAUAAUCAAACAUCGGCAGCUGAGAACCGUUACCAAUGCUUUCAACAUGUCCCUUUCACUGUCUGAUUUUUUUGACGGCCGUUCUUUGUUUACCGUUCUCGUUAAUGAUGUUCUUUAGCAAAGAUGGUGUGUGGAUGUUUGGAGACCGCUUCUGCGUCGCCAACUGGUUCUUCAACACAUGCUUUGGUAUUAUUUCCACACUGACAAUGACUCUAAUUUAUUUUGACCGCUAUUAUGCCAUCGUGAGGCAACCUCAUGAGAAGAUAGGCAGGAGGAAGGCCAUACAGCUACUGGUGGCUGUGUGGUUAACAGCAGUGUUUUUCUCCUUACCAUGGUACAUGGUGAUGCGAACAGCCAAGGAUCUAGUUGUCCAUAAAAUGGGCUUCUACCACUGUAUGUAUGUCUUUCACUCUGGUACCUCUAGGAUGGGUACCUACAUUUACAUUUACAUUUUAGUCAUUUAGCAGACGCUCUUAUCCAGAGCGACUUACAGGAGCAAUUAGGGUUAAGUGCCUUGCUCAAGGGCACAUCGACAGAUUUUUCACCUAGUCGGCUCGGGGAUUAGAACCAGCGACCUUUCGGUUACUGGCACUACGCUCUUAACCACUAAGCUACCUACCUCUUACAGUAUAGCUUUAAUAGUGGUGUGUUAUGUCCUCCCGUUGCGCUCAUGUGUUUCUGUCAUUACAACAUCUGUAAGACCGUUAGGUUGUCAGAAAUAAGGGUGUGGCCGGUGACAAUUUAUGCGAAUUUACUCCGGUUUUAUAGUGAGAUGAGGACGGCCACGACAGUGCUGAUAAUGAUCGUGUUUAUCAUCUUCUGCUGGGGCCCCUACUGUCUGAUGGGUAUCAUCACUGUCGUGGGGGAUUACUCCGUUAACCCUGUCAUGGACACCUUGGCCAUAUGGAUGGCAUGGGCAAACGGUGCCAUAAACCCGCUCAUUUACGUAAUUAGAAACCCAAACAUAUCGCUGCUUUUAGGCCGAAGCCGAAAGGAGGGAUAUAGGACUCGAAACAUUCCUGCCUACCUAUCCACACAAACCCAAAGCAGGGAUGUCAGAACGAGGGCCGACCGAAUCAGAGACCGGUAUGUGAGCAGGCACGGUGUUAACAGACGGUUGUCUUCCUCCAGCCCAGCGAACAGAGGAGAGGUUGCGAUGUGGGCUUGUAAUAACCCUGCGUUGUUCUUCUGUAGGGAUGCUCAGCCCAAUAGGUCCACUGUGUCCAAACUCGCGGUGCCAAAAGUUGAAACUGCAGAUACCAGUCUGUGA
Molecule: messenger RNA, 1602 nt
Organism: Coregonus sp. 'balchen'
Lineage: Eukaryota; Metazoa; Chordata; Actinopteri; Salmoniformes; Salmonidae
Source: the annotation of a GenBank genome assembly